Molecule: messenger RNA, 438 nt
Organism: Eimeria mitis
Lineage: Eukaryota; Apicomplexa; Conoidasida; Eucoccidiorida; Eimeriidae
Product: SAG family member
Exons: 2
Coding region: 1-438 (145 amino acids)
Source: RefSeq, a predicted model, not a curated record
AUGGCCUUGGAAUCGGAGAAGCCCGACUGUGCCGCCGCAGUGAGCCACUGGAAGGACGCCGUCAGCAACUUCACUACAAUCCCUCCGGCGAAGAAUGACGAAGCGAAACUCUACGACAAACAGCAGAACAUUUCGUUUGUUGCCAUGUACAACCCUCAAGAGAAUGCCGCUGCUGACUGCCGCGUCGUUACCUGCACCCGAUCGGCAGCUCCCCAAUCCCCAGGAGAAGGCGGAGUAGGCGGCCUAAGCACUGGUGAAGGGAAGACAGGCUAUGCUUUACUGUGCAUGACCACACCUGAAGCUCUUACAGCGGAAGCAGCUCCCUUCAACGAAGAGCAGUGGAAGAAGAUCAAGGCAUCCAUCACAGGUUCAGCUUCUGCUGUCGCUCCGAGUCUGCUGGCCGUCGCUAUUGCGGCCGUUGGCUUGGUUGCCCUUUAA